AUGAACAACAACGAAAUAAGUGAAAAAUUUGUAAAUGAUUGGGUAUCGGAAACAAAAAAUGAGCUUCAUCUUAUUAUCAAGGAUAAGAACUCCUACUACAAUUUUGAUUUUUAUAACGAGAAGAAAGACGAUAACUCGAAUGGAAGAUUUGAGUGGCCGCAAGACUGUCCGAUCCUAGACAGUGAUAUCGAAAAAGAUAAUUCUGCAAACAAGCGUAAACAAAAUAGAAAGAUUUCUGGACUAAAUUUUUCGGAUAUAGCACGCAAUUUUGAGAAUUUUUGCAAGUAA
Messenger RNA from Blepharisma stoltei, 288 nucleotides. The record is from the annotation of a GenBank genome assembly. NCBI's taxonomy places the organism in Eukaryota, Ciliophora, Heterotrichea, Heterotrichida, Blepharismidae.